Messenger RNA from Pistacia vera, 534 nucleotides. Its product is annotated as phytosulfokines-like. Gene Ontology annotation, biological process: cell population proliferation. The transcript is spliced from 2 exons. Gene Ontology annotation, molecular function: growth factor activity. Gene Ontology annotation, cellular component: extracellular region. The record is from RefSeq and is a predicted model, not a curated record. Lineage: Eukaryota; Viridiplantae; Streptophyta; Magnoliopsida; Sapindales; Anacardiaceae. Bases 15 to 335 code for a protein of 106 amino acids.
AGUGUCGUCAAUAAAUGGAGUCCGCCUACAGUUGUCCGUGUCUUAUGCUCUUUAAGCAGCUCUCUAGAAACCACAAAAUCAAAAUGUCUUCCAAGGUCAACACCCUCUGCCUCAUCAUCGUCGCCCUCCUCUUCUUUUUCACUCUCACCUCCGCCGCCAGGCCUCAUCCAGCAUUUCCCGAUGCUUCUCUGACCAAAAAUCUUCAUGGGGAAGUGGAAGUGGAGGCAGAGAAGGUUGAGGAGAGCUGUGAGGGAGUUGGAGAAGAAGAGUGUUUGAUGAGAAGAACACUUGCAGCUCAUAUUGAUUAUAUCUACACUCAGAAGACCAAGCCAUGAAAUUAAUCUUUUACUUUCUUCUCAUUAAUUCAUGUGCUAUAUAUAUAUGUUCUUUUGUUGAUUAUUUAAUCUGGGGGAUUUUGUUUCCUUUGUAUUUUUGAUAGAUUAAAUUAAGUACAGCUCUGAGUUUAAUUUUCCUAUACCAGUGUAAAAUAUAGUGUAGUUUUUUUAAUGGAUUUUUACGUUUCCAGUUUCUUAA